This is a messenger RNA of Xyrichtys novacula (pearly razorfish), 13961 nucleotides long. The record is from the annotation of a GenBank genome assembly. NCBI's taxonomy places the organism in Eukaryota, Metazoa, Chordata, Actinopteri, Labriformes, Labridae.
AUGAAGGAAGGCAGUAAGCAAAAUCAAAAGGUAAAAAAAUAAUAAGACUUUCCAAACAAAUGGCACGAAGCCACCAAAGUGACAUUUCGGUCAAUAAGUCGUUAGUCAGAUCGUUCGCUCAUGUUCACGUUCGUUCAGACACGCUGACCGGGUUUAUGGAGGGAGAGAUCUGUUCAGAUUCUGAACGAACGAGAGCCUCUUAGCUCCCUUUGUGACAAUAACAUCAAGUAUUACCAACAGAUAAUUCUUUGCUGACAUUCAAAACACAGAGAGAUCUAAGGACACGUAUUCAACAGCUGUGCGACUUGAGACAAUCUCAUGCGCAUUUUUUCGAAAGUCUCCAGGUAACAGGGUCACUUUUUACACCGAAACACCGGCACGUUGACCCAGCUAAACCAAGCUAUAUAGCUAGGCUAGCUGUUUGUUAGCUUAGCAUGCUAAACCUUCUGCUAGUGAGUCUCUGCCUCUGGCUUGCAGCAGCUGUGUGUGUGUGUGUGUGUGUGUGUGUGUGUGUGUGUGUGUGACUGUCCCGCUCACAGAUACCCCCCGUAAGAGACUGCCUUAUAGUUUAUUUUAUUCAGUACAUCCCGUUGCGUUCACAAGUCGGUCGGCUAGUGACAGGCUGAAAGCACUUCGUAGAAAGUGAACGCUUGUACUUAGUCAGUCUGAGAGUCGGUCAAUCUCUCGGUCAGACCGGGCUGACUGAAAAGACGGAGACCGAGUCGGUCAUCGGUCCGGGUCUUUCAGUCAACUUGUUCAUUUGUCCGGGUCUUUCGUUCAACUCGGUCUUUCGUUCAUUUAACCCGUUCCUUCAGUAAACUCCCAUCCCGGUCUUUCAGUCAGCUCAGUACUUGCUGCUGCUUCUCUAAGCCCCACCCACACACAGAGCGAGGCGCGACGAUAGGAUAAGACAGGCAAGCACGGAGAUAGUCCCGCCCUAAGGAACGGUGAGCUGACUCUUCAGCCAAUUUAAAGAACUGAACAAACUGAACGAGUCAUUUGGCGGGAGUGACCUCGUUCAUUUCGUUCACCAAAAAUAUUUAGUUCUAUGACCCAUUCAUUGAUGACCGACACACCACGAUUCAGAAGUUAACUUCGCCAGUGUCAACAUCUUUAAAUCUUUAAAAUACUGUAAACUUGAAGAAAGGAGAGCGUAUAAAACGAGGACAACAUAUUCUGAAUCACAGCGCAUCGUGAUUUUUUGAGGUGAGUAAAAGAGAAGCGAACAGAAGCAGGAAGAGGCUGAGUGGAUAAUGCUAACAGGCUAACCGCGCUCGUGUUUAAGCCUAACAUGCUAAUGAACAGGUACAGCUAACUGUUGAGAGACUUCAUCGUUCAUGUAAGCAAAAUUAUCGGGAUGGAAUUGAAGUUAGCAGAUAUUUAAAACUCUUUACUCAAAUGUGGUCAAGUUAAACCCAAAAUAAACCGAAAAACAGAUCAGCGGAUGUUCUCAGGUGGUGUUAUCAUCUGUGUUUUUAAAAUUCAGAAGUGUUUUAAUCUCUGGAAAUUUAAGUAGCUAAUGCAUCGUAGAUGAGACACGAUAUAAAGAAAACGCAAAAGUCGAAACAUCAGGGCUACGAUUAAAUGAACCUAUUCAUCAAAAAUCCCAAAUCAGUUGACCUUGGAACAAAUUAGUAAGUAAAAAAAAACAGUAACAUUACGACAACAAUAUUGUGAUUUUAAUUUUUAAACGUUAAAUUCUAGCUGGAAACUGCGGUGGUUUCUAAAAAAGAAUCAAAUAUGACUGUCCACCAGUGGGCGCCAUUUCAAGACGAAACUGCCCUGCUAUAAACAAAGACAGUAUGAUUCCACUUAUUUUAAUGUUUUCAUCAGAACUAAAGAUUGCUGCCUUUACAACAAAGUCGAACUUAAAUGUUAUUUUCAAGGGCAACUCUGAGUGCUCAGUUGUACAGGACAUCGUAAAAUGUUAUUAUUUUAAAAAAUUUAUGGUAGUUUGUUGCUGGUUAUUGAAGUUAACUUGUUUUCUUUGACUGCCAAGUUAGCCAAAGAAACAAGUCAAACAGGAAAUCGACCAAAGAAAUUGUUAUUAAUAUCUUGUAGCUGAGACUCAACCAAACAAGUUCCUGUUCGAGUGAACUUGUUUAAUUUUGACACAGGAGAGGAGAAUCUGUGAUCUGGUGGUUAAGGUUUCAGUGAAAAUAGUCUUUGAAACUAAGUGAGUAAGAACAGACUCCAUUUUGAGAAAAGAAGAGUGAGUGUUUACUCUUUGUUCUUUUGUCUCAAUGUCAAAGUCUUUUUCUGUAUCAUCUGUUAAUGAAAAAUGAUUUACUGACUAAUACACAAUACACAGAAACCUGACCAGACAAAGAGUUGGAUCAGUACUUGAAACAGGAAACUGCGUACGUGCAGUUCUUCCUCCUUCUUGUUUAGUCCUGUCUUUUUAGUAAAAACAAAAAAAAGUUUCUUUUCAUUUAGCCUCAAAUUUAAUCCAGUCCCCUUAAUUUAUAAUGAGACUUCAGGAACCUCACAGCUGUUGUUGUUUUGACCAUGAAUCAGAGAGAGGCCCUGUAGCAUGGGGAGACAGAAGUACUUGGAUACGGACUAAACCCUGUAUAACUCUUAAAGAGGGUUAACGACUUAAUGGGGGACACACCCGGAGAUGGGUUUCUACGACCCAACCCCUCCCAGUCGUUGUCUGUUCCUUUGUCCAGCAAGAUAUGAUUGCUCCUCACACUAGCAAUUUACAACUGAAGAAGCUUCUUGGAUAAGAGGCAAAACGUCUUCUCAACUCUUCACAGUCCAGUUGCCUGUUUUUAAGUCUAAGAUCUUAAAGAGGGGUAUUAAGCUUAUUUCAGACUGUAUACUUUCUUUCUGAUUCCUCUUUAAUAUCUUUAUAUGAUUUUCAGUUAAGUCUCCUGUUUCUCACUCUGGUGUAUUAAAAUAUCUUUAUUUCAGCCUCCUCCUAAAACACUUCAUUUUAGCUGCUGUCUCUUUAAGGCCUCCUGUCCACGAGUCUACUUCUAUUUCUGAACACUGUCCUCCUGUUUGUAUCUCACCUGUUUGUCUACUUUGUCCUCAGGUUGUACUCGGUUUCAUCUUCCAAAAAGUUGCUCAACAUCAGAUGGAGAAGAUGAGUGUUUGUGUCGGGAACUUCAGGAAAGAACCAGGACCCUCAGAUUCACAGUAAGAGAAACACUUUUCAACCACUGAACUCUCAAACAACAACAAUUGAUGUUUCAAAAACAAAACUUUAAAUUCUGACCCCUCUGUUUUCUACCAUGGUGAGAAAAAUGAUCUCCUCUCCUCUGAAGAAAUCAUUCCUGUUUGAUCUUUUGAUAAAAAACUGUAGAAUUGGUGGAGAAAAUCUCUCCACCCUCAAAAAUCACAGUUUAGUUUUUCUCCUGUCUCCACACUUUCAGGCAGCAGCAGCUGAAUAUUUUACAGGAGAUUGUUUUAUGUUAGAGAAAAGAGUGAGGUCAGAAACUCUGGUUUAAUAAAUGAUUCUUAUUCUGUAUCUUUCAAACAUGAAAUGAUAAAGAAAAUAAAUGUUCUUUAUUUCCACAGAGAGACACAGAGAUGUGACUCUGUGGAGGAGCAGCUGUCCAGAUGUUCUUCAUGUCAGGACGUCCUGAAGGAUCCAGUCUCUUACCGCUGUGGACACCUGUCCUGCAGACAGUGCCUGGCCUCAUGCAGGCACCAGUAUACUUCUUUAAUACAAACCUCCUGUCCCCAGUGUGGAAAAAGAACCAGAACAGCUCUUGUCUCUCAGACAGACAGUCAGUCCAGCUCUGAUGGAAGUAAGUCUGAACAUCUGUCCUCUAAAGUCUCUGUGGAUGAAAACUCAGCUGACUGAUUUUCACAAAGACGUUUUCGUGUUGAGAAGUUUGGUUCAUUUGAUUUUUCUUCUCUUUCAGCAGAUGGCGGUCUGCAGGAGGUUUUAGAUGAACAUAAGAUCAGUCUGAAGAGGAGAUGUGAACGUGUGAAUGAAGGAAGUGAUGGAACAGGAAGUAGUCAAACCCUCCUCAACAGGAUCUUCACUGAGCUCUACAUCACAGAGGGACUGAGUGAAGAGGUGAACACACAACAUGAGGUGAGACAGCUGGAGACAGCUUCAAAGAUGGAGACCCUCCAUGACACGCCCAUCAAGUGCCAUAAGAUCUUUAGAGGCUUACCGUGUCUACAGGAAGUGGUCAGAGUGGUUCUGACCAACGGCGUGGCUGGUGUUGGAAAAACUUCCUUAGUGCAGAAGUUCACUCUGGACUGGGCAGAGGGUCUGGAGAACCAAGACCUCAAUCUGGUGAUCCUGCUUCCAUUCAGGGAGCUGAACCUGAUCAGAGAUGAGCGCUUCAGUCUUCUGAGUCUGCUCCAUGUUUUCCAUCCAACACUAGAGAAGGUCACAGCAGAGACGCUGGCUGUCUGUAAACUUCUGUUCAUCUUUGACGGUCUGGAUGAAAGCAGACUGUCUCUGGAUUUCACAGACUCUGAGGUCCUGUCUGACGUCACACAGAAGUCUUCACUCAACGUUCUGAUAACAAACCUCAUCAAGGGGAACCUGCUCCCCUCAGCUCUCAUCUGGAUAACUUCUCGACCUGCAGCAGCCAAUCAGAUCCCUCCUUCAUGUGUGGACAGGGUAACAGAAGUACGAGGCUUCACUGACGACCAGAAGGAGGUGUACUUCAGGAAGAGGUUCAGAGAUGAGGAUCUGUCCAGAAGAAUCAUCAAACACAUCAAGUCCUCCAGGAGCCUCCACAUCAUGUGUCAGAUCCCGGUCUUCUGCUGGAUCACUGCUACAGUUCUGGAGGACAUGAUGAUCAGAGAGCAGAGAGGAGAGCUGCCCAAGACCCUGACGGACAUGUACUCACACUUCCUGCUGGUCCAGACUAAGAGGAAGAAGCAGAAGUAUGAAGGAGGACAUGAGACAAGUCCUCAGGAGCUGACGGAGGCUGACAGUGAAGUCCUCCUGAAGCUGGGGAGGCUGGCCUUUGAACAUCUGGAGAAAGGAGACAGCAUGUUCUACCAAGGAGACCUGGAGCGGUGUGGUCUGGAUGUCUCAGAGGCCUCGGUGUACUCAGGAGUUUGUACAGAGAUCUUCAGAAGAGAGAGUGUGAUCUUCCAGAAAACUGUUUACUGUUUCAUUCAUCUGAGCGUUCAGGAGUUUCUGGCUGCAGUCUACAUGAUCCACAGUUUCACAAACAGGAACACAAAAGUUCUGAAGACUUUCCUAAGAGGCAAAAAAGACAAACUGGAUGACUUCCUGAAGAGAGCCAUGAGGAAAUCCCUUCUCAGUAAAAACGGUCACCUGGACCUGAUUGUUCGCUUCCUUCAUGGACUCUCUCUGGAGUCAAACCAGAGACUCUUAGGAGGUCUGCUGGGUCACACAGGCAACAGUCCAAUAAUGAUCCAAAGAGUCAUCAACAACCUGAAGGAGAUGAACAGUAGAGAUAUCUCUCCUGAAAGAAGCAUCAACAUCUUCCACUGUCUGAUGGAGAUGAACGAUCUGUCAGUUCAUCAGGAGAUCCAAGAGUUCCUGAAGUCAGAGAAGAGGUCAAGGAGGAAAUUCUCAAUUAUCCAAUGCUCUGCUCUGGCCUACAUGCUGCAGAUGUCAGAGGAGGUUCUGGAUGAGUUGGACUUUAAGAAGUAUAAAACAUCAAACCAGGGACGACUGAGACUGAUGCCAGCUGUGAGGAACUGCAGAAAAGCUCGGUAAGUCCAGGUUUUAUUCUCAGAAUAGUGUAAAUGAUCCCUGUAGUUCUUCUAAUGUCCACGUUACUGAUGAUGUUCUUCUUCAAAUAGAAAUCAGCUAAAACUAUCAGGGAGGGGGUUUCUUUAGGUUCAGCAAAAACAUGAUCCUGGUUUUUGUCUGUAAUGAAUAAAGUGGAACUUUCAGGACAAAUCAGCGACCAUAUCUGAGGACACACAGAGGUCUUCUGAUGAUGGUAUCAGUCCAGAUCAACAUCUCAGUCAGUUGUGGUGAACUUGAGUUUGAAGAAGGUGUCUGCAGCUUCUUCCUGCUGGAACUGGAUCAUUUUCUACACAGUGGCAGAACUGUCUCUGUACCAUCAUGUUCAUCAUCAUCAAUACAACCAUGAAAACUAACAUCAUUUUCCACCACUCACUGGAUAUUAUCUGGUGAACUAGAACAUAUGCAUGAUGAGAACAUGAGUUAUUUGGACAGCAGCUCCAUGUGUCUGAAAACAAUGGUGGAAAUAAGAUGUUAAUGUCUCUCUCUAUGCUAAUGACGCACUAACACUAGUCUGCCACAUAACACCUCAUAGUAUGGGGAAACAGCUGUGCUCUUCCACUGUAUAUAUGGACACCAUGUCUCUAAGGAGAAGCAGUGUGACUGCAUCAUCAUCAUCAGUUUUCCAUGGUGUCCCUUUGUUGUCAUAGUGAUGCUGCAGAGUGAAGAUGGUUCCUCUAAUGUUGAGGUGUUGGUGGGCUGUAGCGGUCACAUUUCUCCCACUCGGGUGCACGCCUCGGUUUAAGGUCUGAACCAGGUCUAAAGGACAAACAAGACAGACUUUUUUAGGGGGCAAAAACUAGCAAAAAAACUAGCAAUCUGUUAUUUUUAUAGGAGUUAUGCGAACUUAUGUCUCAUAGAGUUCAAAUAACCUCAAUCAUGAGAGAGAGAGAGAGAGAGAGAGAGAGAGAGAGAGAGAGAGAGAGAGAAACAAAUACAGAGGUUCAGUGGGUCUUUGUAUCUGUCUCUUAAAGGUCUCUCUGGAUUCAUCAGGCUUUAUAAACUUGUUUCUGCUGGUGAAGGGAAUGUUACAUGGAGAAAAAACUUUCACUGUGAAAACAAAGAAAUCUUCAAAUCUUCAAAUGUUCAGAGUCAAACCAGCUCUAACCUGCUAAAAAAACGAUUUGAUCUGAACCAAUCGUAGAAAAAGGAGCUGCUGCUGUGAUUUAGUGAGUCGUCCUCUGAUUGGUCAACAGGCCGUCUGUCAAACCAAAGAUCAUGUUUAAGUUGUUUUUGGUGAAGAGAAACAUCAAAUUACCCUUCAAUGAAAUAUUGUUUGAUGUUUAUGUUGUUACAGAUUUUCUGACUGUGGACUCUCAAAGACUCACUGUAAAUUUGUGGCCUCAGCUCUGAAGUCCGACCCCUCCUAUCUGAGACAUCUGGACCUGAGUGGAAACAAACUGCAGGAUUCAGGAGUGAAGCUUCUCUCUGCAGGACUGCAGAGUCCAAACUGCAGACUGAAGAUUCUGAGGUCAGACACCAUUUCCUUCUGAUCUAACAAUAAGAUGUGACAGUUUCUGCCUUAGAUUUUUCUCUGUGGUUUUUCCAUCAACUUUGGUCGAGCAGUUUGAAUUUGUAGUUGUAAAACUUCUACUCAAAGUCAACUCUGAAAUGUUAGAUUUUUCUUCCUGUGUUGAAUGAUGGAUGUAGAAAGGAAGCAGGAGAAAAUCAGUCCCACAAAUAUUACACAUGCUUGUAGAGGGCAGGAGCAGCACAGACUAAAGGCUGACAGUUAAUGUGAUCACUAAUGAAUGAAUGAAGUGUCAGAGAAAUGAUGAGCUGCAGAUUGAAACCUGAAGAACAAAGUUAAUCCAACUCUGAAGAUUUCAUUUGGAAACUCUUGAAAACUUGAAUUUCUUCUUUGCUCAGUCGUGUUCAAAUGUAAAAACCAGAUCCAGAUUUUUCUGCAGUUUUCACUUCAGUUUGUUGAACAUUAACAUCAUCUUGUCCAGUUGGUCCAUAAAAACCUCUCUGAUCAAUGAUCUGUUGGUUUAUUUACGAGUAGUUUGUCAGUUGUUGACAGCAGACGGACAGAGCCCUGAAUAUACUCCUGACUAUUUUAAUCUUCAUGAAGAAUUCAGGACUACAAAAAAACCUUUUAGAUUUCUCACAUUAGUUUCUCAGGAUCUCACUAAAGUUUUCUGUAUUCUAAACAUAUUCUUGACUGAAUUAUUCCUCAGGAUCUUCACAAAGUUUAGAGAGAAUUUCACAAAGUUCCUCAAGAUCAACUCUGAAAAAGUUCUCCUUCCAUGUCCUUCAAGGGCUCAAGAACAUUAAAUCAUUAAAGCAGGAACAGUUUCUUUAGAGGUUCAAUGAUUUUUUUUUUUUUCAGACUGAGUGACUGCAGUUUGUUUAGCUGUUCUUCUCUGGCCUCGGCUCUGUAUUUCAAUCCCUUCCAUCUGAGACAGUUGGACCUGAGUGACAACAAAUUGCAGGAUUCAGGAGUGGAGCUGCUGUGUGACUUUCUGCAGGAUCCAAACGGUAAACUGGAGCAUCUGGGGUAAGUUUAGUCUUUGUCUGUUUCUGGUGUAGCUUUUGAUGUUUAAUCAUUUUUUUAACCCAAUUCAAAUGUUCACAGACUUGCUGAAUAUUUCCAGAACUUUCUUCUCACUCACAUACAUUCAUAGUUUUUAUUGAAUCAGCAGUCAGAUACAGAUGGAGGAAAAUGAGCACUGUGAGUUAUUUUGUUGAUUGAAUGUUGAUGAUUUUUUAUCAAUGGUUCAGAUGAUCACUGCAGUGAUGUUGACGGGUUUACUUCCUCGGUCUCUAAAACAUUCAAAUGUUCAAGGAUGCAGUGAACUCAGUAUCCAUGCAGCUCAGGAACACAGCUCAUCUUUUUCAAACUUAAAAAUUCUUGAGACUGAAUUUUGUUUGUCAUGAGAUGUGACAGCUGAUUUUAUAAAUUAACUUGAAGAUAACUUCAGAGACAUUUUGAACAUAUUCGUGAGUUAAUAUUCAUUAAUUACAACCAUAUCAUACUGAUAUCAGACAGGAGUGUGACAGGUGUUUAUUAGUCUUUUUGACACGUUACAAUAAUGAGGAUAAAGUCAUGGACUAAACUUGGGCUCCCAGUUUCCUUGUUGUUGUUGUUGCUUCAGCUAGCAUCAUUGUUUUCAUCACAGUUCUUAAAGUAAUAAUGAUGCUUCAUGAAUUCAGAGUCACAAAAAACGCCAAACAAACCAAAUCUAAAAAAAAUCCACUUUUUCAUCAGAUGUGUUUAAUCUGUCAGAACAUGAGGUUUGAGUUUUCAUGAGGAGGAAUAGAGAAAUAUCUGCAGUGACAGAGAGAAACACAGACGCCUGAAUUUACACUGACAGACACACAAACACAGACAGAGAGACACAAACAGGGAUUUCCACUUUGUCACUUUGCUCUGAUGACUGAAGUCACAAAAACAAAGUUUUCAUCGUCACUUUUAUGUUUGAACCAAAUAAGUUCAAGAGGAAGAGUGGAUCUGUCUGCUGUCUGACCUUGUUGAUCCUGAUGAAGGUGAGGGAGAAGAGUAAAGCAGUAAAGGUGAUGUUGUUGCAGACAGAGUCAGCUGACCUGUCUCAUCAGAGUCUCAUCCAUUCUCUGUUUAGCAGAGCGCUGAUGUUACAGUCUGAGAGCACAUUCAGGUUCAGCUUCACAUGGGCUGGAUCUGCUCAAUACAAACUCUUGAGACCAGCCUGGUUGAGGGAGGUCCGCUCAGUGUCCUGGGUGACUCAGCACAUUUAGCUCUCACUGAGCUCUUCUUGGUUGAGAGUAUUUCUGGUUUGUCUCUGACUUCCAUGAACUCAGAUCUGGAGGAUUGCUGGCUGGUCUGGUCCAGUUCUGACAGUAGAGACAACACAGUCUGUUAUUCUGGGUUGAGUGUUCUUGUUGAAGAUCAGUGUACAGUGAGGGAUGAAGGCAGACAAAGAUCCUCCUGUUUCCUCCAUGUCACAGUUCAAGUUCAUUUUGAAGACUUUUAUUGAUCCGAGCGCUGAAGAGGAACAGGAAACAUGGAGUAGAGAGUGAGGGAGGACUUACAGCAAAGGAUCAUGGGAGUCUAACCAGCAACUGCUGCGACAAGGACUCCACCUUCUGAACACCUGAACCUCUAAUCCAAACCAAUGCUCCAUCACAUUUGAUGUCUUGUCUGUUAUUUAACAUGGAGGGUCAGAGCAGACCAGAUAAUGAGCUCUGACAGACUGGAUCUGGUCCAAAGGUCUCCUGUUGGAGUUCUCUGAGCUCAAUAUUUUAAAUCUGAACACGUGAAGUUUGAUUAUUAAUUAUUUUUAUCUACAUUCUCUUUCCUUUUUUCAGACUGAGUGGCUGCAGUUUGUCAGAGAUCAGCUGUUCUUCUCUGGCCUCAGCUCUGAAGUCCAACCCCUCCCAUCUGAGUGAGCUAAACUUGGGUAACAACGAUUUGCAGGACUCAGGAGUGAAGCUGCUGUGUGACUUUCUGCAGAGUCCAAACUGUAAACUGGACAUUCUGGGGUAAGUUUGUUGAUGAUGUUUUCAUGUCUAGAGGACAUGCUGGAGUGAAUUCAACCAAACCUCCUGAGAAAAAGACAGCAGUGGCAGCCAUUAGAUCAGGCUUCAUGACGUCUGUGCGUCCCUUUAAUCAACCAAAUCAGCAGUCUGAGAGUUUUCCCUCAUCUCUUUAGAUUUGAUGGUUUUUGUGAUUUUAAUGUUUCCACACAAACUUUAAAUUGUUGAAACUGAAUUUUGUUCGUCAUGAUAAUGUGACAGCUGAUUUUAUAAAAAAACUUUUAGAUUUGGAGUUAAAGUGUUUCAAUUUCAGACAUUUUGAACAUAUUUAUGAGUUUUUAUUCAUUAAUUACAACCAUAUCAUAGUGAUAUCAGACAGGAGUGUGACAGGUGUUUAUUAGUCUUUUUGACACGUUACAAUAAUGAGGAUAAAGUCAUGGACUAAACUUGGGCUCCCAGUUUCCUUGUUGUUGUUGUUGCUUCAGCUAGCAUCAUUGUUUUCAUCACAGUUAUUAAAGUAAUAAUGAUGCUUCAUGAAUUCAGAGUCACAAAAAACACCAAACAAACCAAAUCUGAAAAAAAUCCACUUUUUCAUCAAAUGUGUUUAAUCUGUCAGAUCAUGAGGUUUGAGUUUUCAUGAGGAGGAAUAGAGAAAUAUCUGCAAUGACAGAGAGAAACACAGACGCCUCAAUUUACACUGACAGACACACAAACACAGACAGAGAGACACAAACAGGGAUUUCCACUUUGUCACUUUGCUCUGAUGACUGAAGUCACAAAAACAAAGUUUUCUUUGGUUCUUGAACUUAUUUGGUUAAAUCAUAAAAGUGACAAACUCUCAGAUUUUGUUCUUCCCAAUAUUAUUUAAUGAGCUCUUUCAGACUGGAUCUGGUCCAAAGGUCUCCUGUUGGAGUUCUCUAGGCUUGAUUUUUUUAAACCUGAAAACGUGAAGUUUGAUUAUUAAUUAUUUUUAUCUACAUUCUUUAUCCUUUUUUCAGGCUGUGGAGCUGCGGGUUGUCAGAGAUCAGCUGUUCUUCUCUCGUCUCAGCUCUAAAGUCCAACCCCUCGCAUCUGAGAUUUCUGGACCUGAGUGACAACAAAUUGCAGGAUUCAGGAGUGAAGCUGCUGUGUGACUUUCUGCAGGAUCCAAACUGUGAACUGGCGAUUCUGGGGUUAGUUUAUUCUUUGUCUGUUUCUGGUGUAGCUUUUGAUGUUUAAUCAUUUUUUUAACCCAAUUCAAAUGUUCACAGACUUGCUGAAUAUUUCCAGAACUUUCUUCUCACUCACAAACAUUAAUAGUUUUUAUUGAAUCAGCAGUCAGAUACAGAUGGAGGAAAAUGAGCACUGUGAGUUAUUUUGUUGAUUGAAUGUUGAUGAUUUUUUAUCAAUGGUUCAGAUGAUCACUGCAGUGAUGUUGACGGGUUUACUUCCUCGGUCUCUAAAACAUUCAAAUGUUCAAGGAUGCAGUGAACUCAGUAUCCAUGCAGCUCAGGAACACAGCUCAUCUUUUUCAUACAGGAAACUUUGUCAACAACAAAGGUGUGUUAAAGUCCCAUCAGUCAGCAGCUUUAGUCAGAAACCUUGCUGUCAGAGCUCCGUCAUUUCAACCCUCUGUAUAACUCCUCAGCACAGACCAGACCCUGUGAGCACAUCCUCACAACAUGCUGCUUUAGUUACAACAGCAACAAUCAGCUGAUAGCAGAGAUUUCAUCCAAACAGUCCAGGAUACAAACUUUGAAGUGGUUGGAAAAUUCAGGUGUCCACCGCUCAUGCAGAGUUGACUCAUGUUGAUGAUGUUUUCAUGUCUAGAGGACAUGCUGGAGUGAAUUCAACCAAACCUCCUGAGAAAAAGACAGCAGUGGCAGACAUUAGAUCAGGCUUCAUGACGUCUGUGCGUCCCUUUAAUCAACCAAAUCAGCAGUCCGAGAGUUUUCCCUCAUCUCUUUAGAUUUGAUGGUUUUUGUGAGUGAGAGGAAGAGUGGAUCUGUCCACUGUCUGACCUUGUUGAUCCUGAUGAAGGUGAGGGAGAUGAGUAAAGCAGUAAAGGUGAUGUGACAAAGGUGACAAAGAUCCUCCUGUUUCCUCCAUGUCACAGUUCAAGUUCAUUUUGAAGAGUUCUCUAAGCUCGACAUUUUAAACCUGAACAUAUGAAGUUUGAUUAUUAAUUAUUUUUCAUCUACAUUCUCUUUCCUUUUUUCAGACUGAGUUUCUGCAGUUUGUCAGAGAUCAGCUGUUCUUCUCUGGCCUCAGCUCUGAAGUCCAACCCUUCCCAUCUGAGAAACCUGGACCUGAGUGGAAACAAUCUGCAGGAUUCAGGAGUGAAGCUGCUGUGUGACUUUCUGCAGAGUCCAAACUGUGAACUGGAGAUUAUAGAGUGAGACUUUUUUUCCUCCAUUCAAACAUUAUCAUGAUUUGUUUGUGAUGAUGACACUAAACUGCUGACUCAGGACUGAAACACUGACCCAGACUGAACACCUUCAGUCCAGAGUAGAUUUUCUGCAUCAGUGGAUUAUUUGAUUGACUCCAGUUCGAUCACUGCUGAGCUCCAGUGAAUUAAAACCUGAACCCAAGAAGAAAACUCUUUGUAGAGUUCACAGUGAGAAGCACAUUCAGACAGAAAACAGAAGCAGGAGGAGAUUUGUCAGACGAGAACCAUUCAAACUUUUGUUCAGGACAAGAUCAGGGAAUAGAAAAAACUCAGAGUUUAGUUUCUGACACUGAUGAAAGUCCAGCUCUGUUACUUUGAAUUUUGAUUGUUUUAAAUAUUUGUGUGAAAAUCUGAAUUUGAUGGUUUAUCAUGUGUUUUUGAAUUCACUGUUUCAAACUGACUUCCUGUUUGGUUCAGCUCUUUGGAGCGUCACUUUUCUCUGAUUCAUACUUUCCAAACCUUUCCCCUGAACUCUACAGAUUUAAGACAUCAGGUUUCAAACUGGAUCAUUUUUCUCUAAAAUCUCAUUAUUUCCUCUUUAUUUAGGUUGAAAUACUGCAGUUUGACAAAGAUCAGCUGUUCUUCUCUGGCCUCAGCUCUGAAGUCCAACCCCUCCCAUCUGAAAACUCUGGACCUGAGAGACAACAAUCUGCAGUAUUCAGAUCUGAAGCCGCUGUGUGAUCUUCAGAAGAGUCUAGACUACAGCCUGGAGGAUCUGAGGUCAGUAUAGAGUUGGAGUUGCAGAUAUUCAGUAUUUCCUGCUGACUCUUCGACCCUCUCAGAGGAUUCUUUCUUUAGUGAAGCUGUGAGAACAGAAAUCAUCAAACCAGGAGUGUAAGAGUGUCAGUCAUGAAAAAAGUGUCUCCUCGUCUCUAUAUUUCAGAUCAAAUGUAGAAAUGAGACAUAAUGAAACAGAAAUGUUCAGUUUCUGCUCUGAAGUCCAGUUUAUAGUUCUCUGUAUUCAACACAGACUUUAUUUCUCUGCUAACUUGUUGAUUUUGAGCUCUAAGUUUGAAAACAGACAGCUGUUCUUUAUACUUGUUAUUUUCACAGCAGGUUUGUUCGAUCAGCUUUAACACAUUUGACAGGAAUGAUUUCUUUAUUUUGAUGAUGUUGGUUUAUUUGUGAGGAAACCUGCUGCUGUACACCAUCACUUCUGGUCUGAGCAGGACUGGAACCUGCUGGUCUGUAAACUGGAUGUUCUUCAGUCCAGCUGAUGAAGUGAGUCUCAGAGUGGAAACACUGAUUGUCUUUUUUUCUCUCCGCAGCCGGGUUGACCUCGAGAGUGAUGAUGAAGAAGAUGAUCUGUCUUCUGAUGAUCAGAGAGGUGAAGGCAGCAGCAGUGAGGAUGAGUCUCUGACUUGGCCAUGUUACUGA